UCGAGGUGGUAGCUAGAGGGUCAAGAAGAAGCCCUAGAUUAGAGGGAGCUGACUCGAGAGAUCGCCCCCUGGCCCUUGGGAGGACACUACUCUUCCAAGAUCCAAGCCCACUGCUGGGAUAAAUAGUCCUCCUCGUCCUAAAAGCUGAGAGUGUCUCCUGCAGCCGAUUAAGCCCGAGCGGAGAAGAAAGAAAGGGAUGCCGGGAAAAAAUAAAGGAAAAAAAAAAGAUGACUUCAGAUUUGACUUCUAGAACUCGAAAGGGCUGUCUCCUAGUAACGCACUGCGAAGAUCCCUCCGCCUGCUUGGUUCCCGGGGCAACCUCCCCGUGCCACUCUUCCCCUCCCCCUUCCAUUCCCUUACCCUCAGCGAUCUGUACCCAUAGCAACAGCAACCGCGGGGCAAACUAAGAAGACCACCCCGUCUCUUCCCUCCCGGGCCUUAAGCAAUUUCUACGCAACUUAAGGAGAUGGAACCCAGUCCUUCAGGAACUCAGGAGAAAAAGACCACUCGGCUCACGCACAAUUCCGGUGUAUCAGCGGUUAUGACCAGGUCUGAGGAGUAUUUGGCCCGGGUCAGCACAGAACUUACCAAUGAGGCCCUGAUGGGAGCCCAAUACCCAAUGAGCCCUGACGUGCCCAAGGAACUGAAAAAACUGGACCAGGGAACUCAGAUGUCCCGACACGUGCUGCCAACCACCAGGACCAAGGGCACGGAUACUCGUUCUGACAGAAACAGGACCAGAAAUAAAACUCAUCUCCUGCCAUCCAGAGAGAUGGCUGGCUAA
Messenger RNA from Gracilinanus agilis (Agile Gracile Mouse Opossum), 784 nucleotides. Its product is annotated as putative protein T-ENOL. The record is from RefSeq and is a predicted model, not a curated record. The coding region runs from base 467 to 784 and encodes 105 amino acids. NCBI's taxonomy places the organism in Eukaryota, Metazoa, Chordata, Mammalia, Didelphimorphia, Didelphidae. The transcript is spliced from 6 exons.